This is a messenger RNA of Kickxella alabastrina, 357 nucleotides long. RefSeq lists its product as uncharacterized. The coding region runs from base 35 to 304 and encodes 89 amino acids. The transcript is spliced from 2 exons. The record is from RefSeq and is a predicted model, not a curated record. Lineage: Eukaryota; Fungi; Kickxellomycota; Kickxellomycetes; Kickxellales; Kickxellaceae.
UUACUUAGUAUUAUUAGCAGUUUCAUUGCAAUGUAUGCAUUUGAAACUUUAUCAUAUUAUAGGCAAAAUUAUCAUUCCCGCUGGUUCAUUGCCAUAUGCUCACCACUAUUUUCUGUUUUCUUUUCUCUGCUCACCACUGUUUCUUCCCCUCGCGCUCCGCCUUCCGCCUGCCGCCAUCAUUCUGGCUCUGGCUGUCCCUUGGACUCACUGCUGUUUCUACGUCUUGCAUACUGCUUUGCGCUUCUGUUAUUUUACCACGUAUUUUGUCUUGUGCUUGUCUUCCAAUUCGCCGCUGCCACUUUAGCCUGAGCUCUAUCUACACCAAGGAUGCCACCACAGAACAAGUUCUGCAUUUUU